Messenger RNA from Eufriesea mexicana, 1781 nucleotides. Its product is annotated as 4-coumarate--CoA ligase 1. NCBI's taxonomy places the organism in Eukaryota, Metazoa, Arthropoda, Insecta, Hymenoptera, Apidae. The record is from RefSeq and is a predicted model, not a curated record. The transcript is spliced from 7 exons. The coding region runs from base 148 to 1758 and encodes 536 amino acids. Gene Ontology annotation, molecular function: CoA-ligase activity.
CCGGAGAAUACGCUUACGAGUGUUUCAUUCGUGGAAUUGUCCCGAAAUUAACGAGUGUCAUAAGUUCAACGUAUGCCACACAAAGAACAUCGGAAAUCAGUAGAAAAAUUAUUGCAACUACACAAGAUAUAAUCAUCCGAAGCAAAAAUGAAGAUACAAGAUAAUAUUAUUUAUGGUGAUCCAGUGGAAGAAGUACCCAAUGUUUCCUUAGGGCAACAUUUGUUCGAUAAGCUACGAACUAAUGCUGAUCAUCUUGCACAAAUAGACAUUGAAUCUGAUAAACAUUACACGUGCAGAGAAAUUCUUGAAAAAAGCGUGAUUUUGUCCACUGUUUUGAAAAAUUAUGGAAUCAACAUCGAAGACAGAAUUUCCACUGCAAGUGAAAAUCAUCCCAAUUAUAUACUAUCGAUAUGUAGUACACUAUUUGUCGGAGCUACAUUUGCACCUUUGAAUCCAGCAUACACUGAAAGAGAGUUUAGGCACAUGUUGGAAAUAUAUCAACCACGAGUGAUAUUCGUAUCCCAACGUACUGAAAAGAUCAUCGCAAAAGUUGUAUCCACUGUAAAUUGGAGUACGAAAUUGAUACAAUUGGAAGAUCAGUCGCUCAAUCGAAAUAUAAUGACGCUGAAGGAAAUUUUGGAAAAAAAUAGAAAUAUUCCGGAUCCUUACACGUUUACACCAGUGCAAAUAGACGACAUCAGUAAAAGAGCGGCAGCCAUUUUGUGUUCUAGUGGUACGACUGGUUUUCCAAAAGGAGUGAUGCUGUCCCAUCGAAGCUUACUAAUUUUCAUCCACACUACAAAGGGCCCCAAACUGAUGGACAUGCGACAAGGAGACCGAACUUUAAUUUUCCUGCCACUGUUUCACGGUUAUGCAUUCGGCUUGAUAAACCAAACGAUAAGUUCUGGUGGCAUAGCGUGCAUAAUGCGAAAUUUCAAUUUGGAAAUGUUACUGAAAUCCGUUGAACGAUUCAGAAUUUCGCAUAUACCUUUGGUCCCUCCAAUUUUAGUAAUGCUAGCGAAGCAUCCAAUGGUAGAAAAAUAUGACUUCAGCAGCGUGAGGGAGAUAACAAGCGGCGCGGCACCACUUCCACAGAACGUAGCGAAUGAAGUGAAGCGACGUACAAAAGUGGGAUCUAUCCGAAAUGGUUAUGGUAUGACAGAAUUGACGAUAGUAUCGAACAUAAGCGAUAAGACCUGCCUCGAUGACACCAUAGGUCCCAUAAUGCCUGGCUUCAAGUGCAAAGUGGUAGAUACAAAAACCGGCAAGACACUUGGCGCGGGGCAGUCUGGAGAAAUUUGCUUCAUGGGUGACCAGGUUAUGUUGGGGUACUAUAAGAACCCGAAAACCACAGCCGAGACGAUUGACAGGGAGAAUUGGCUGCAUACUGGGGACCUGGGGUAUUUUAAGGAAGAUGGAUGUCUGUACAUUACAGGGCGUAUAAAGGAACUUAUUAAGUAUAAAGGUUUCCAAGUCUCGCCGUCCGAGAUUGAGGCAAUAAUACUGACGCAUCCAGGUGUUAAGGACGUUGCAGUGCUGGGUAAGCCCGACGAACUGAGCGGGGAAGUACCGAUGGCCUUGGUAGUGAGGCAGCCUGGUAAAAAUGUAUCGGUGAAAGAAAUUGUGGAUUUCGCUAAUGAAAACUUGUCACCCCAGAAAUGGCUGAGAGGAGGUGUUAUAUUCAUGGAGAGUUUACCUAAGACACCAUCUGGAAAAAUUCUACGGAAACAAUUACUUAGUAUGAUACCUAAAUUAUGAACAAAUUUUGCUAAUUAUUUUAA